UAUAUCACACAGAAGAAGCUCACAAGCUGCUCCUAAGCAACUCAUGAGCAUUAUUUACAGCUUUAUUAUAAUAACUAUCAAAUAAUUAAAGUAUGGCGUCAACAAAAGAGCUUUUACAGAUGGAUCUUUACGCGUUAUUAGGGGUUGAAUCCAAAGCCACAGAGAAACAGAUCAAGAAGGCGUACAGACAGCGAGCGUUAUCCUGUCACCCGGACAAAAACCCAGACAAUCCCAAAGCCGCUGAUCUCUUUCAUCAGUUGUCUCAGGCGCUGGAGGUGUUGACCGACGCUGCUGCCAGGGCCGCCUACGACAAAGUCCAAGCGGCUAAAAAACAAGCCGAGGAGAGAAACCGAAAACUAGAUGACAAGAGAAAAAAGAUCAAACUCGAUUUGGAGACACGUGAGAAGAAGGCAGAAGAUCACAAAACAGAAGAGGUCAAAGUUACCAGAACGUUAGAGGAGGAGAUCGCUCGUCUGAGGGAGGAGGGCUCAAGAGAACUUCAGGAACAACAGAGACUCAUGCGAGAGCAGAUCCAGAGAGAGACAAAAACAGGACGGGUCAACCGCUGUGAUGUCACUCCUAAACUGAAGUUGAAGUGGAAAUGUAAAAAAGACGACGCCAGUAAUGCUGGAUAUUCACAAGAAUGUCUUCAAAACCUCUUUCAGAAGUAUGGUGACGUGUUGAACAUUUUAAUCUCCAGUAAGAAGGCCGGCAGCGCUGUGAUCGAGUUCGAAUCAGUUAAAUCGGCUGAUCUGGCGUUUAGAAACGAGAGCGGUCUGACUGGAAACCCUUUGAAAAUCACAUGGCUGGAGGGUCAACCUGAGCCGGCGUCACGCACGAACACCCCGGCAGAUGUUUUCUGCUCUUCGCAGGGUUCGCUGCGCAGCGAGCGUGACUACGAGAGCGUGGUGCUGAUGAGACUGAGACAGGCCGAAGAGAGGAAGACACUGAUCGAGCAGAUGAAGAGAGAGGAAGAGGAAGAGGACGAGACAGCGUGACCUCACACACGCUUUCGUUUUAUUAUGACUUUUGACCUUUUUGUGUAAAUAAACAUCCACAGAUGCAUAAAGCUCCUCUGGUAGAAACGGUCUCGUUUUGAUUUUUAAGAUUUAAAUAUAUUUUAUGAGAGUAAUAUGACACAUGGUAUUGCGAUUAUAUAGAGCCUUAAAUAAAGAGAAACUAUGAACUCUGUCAAAAAUUCAGUCAUCAUGUAAUCCUCCUUUUGUAGUUGUAAAUAUUCAGUGGAACACAACAGAAGAUAUUUUGUCUGCGGUUUUGUGUUCAUACAAUGGAAGUCAAUGGAGUUCAGUGUUGUUUGAUUAUCGACAUUCUUCAAAAUAUCUUCUUUUGUGUUCUGCAGAAGAAACUCAUACAUGUUUACAAUGACAUGAGGGUGAACAAACGAUAACGAAAUAUUUAUUUUCGGGUGAACUGUCCCUUUAAGUGUCCAUGAGACUCAAAUCUCUCUGUAAAAACUGGUGGCUAUGAUCAUUGCUUUUCUAGCUAUUUCCUUUUAUAUUUAUUCGUUAUACAGUAUAAACAUUCAUGUUGUUCUUUGUGGCAUCUAUAUUCAUGACUAAUGUAGUCUUCGUCUGUGAUUUUGUCGACUGCUUUUAUCAUGUGGUCUACACAUUGUCGAGGAGUUUCUCCUCAGGUCUCUCCUCCUCCUCAUCAAUCUGUGGUGACACUCAUUCGCACAUCAUCAUUUAUUCUGCUCUAUCAUCUAUGGCUGUGUAUUGCCAAGUGCCUCCCGAUACGAUACAUAUCACGAUAGAUGGGUCACGAUACAAUAUAUUGCUAUGUAUUUCGAUACGAUACACAUUUGCGAUAUAUUGCAAUACUUUAAAUAGAAAAUGUGAAAAGUAGAGCUAGAAAUACAACAUGCUGUGCACCAGCGGGGGUUUUCUGUAAGGAUAAGUGUAAAAACAUCCCUUACCUCUGCAGAGUGGCCAUGAUGUGUGAUGCUUCGACCUUUAGAUCAGAGGUUUGGCUUCUCAAACAGGUAGCACAGGGGAAUAAGGUGGCUCACGCAAGUCACUUGGCUGUUGUGGUGCAUUACAGUUAAAACACCGAACAUGGGCAGUAUAAAACCUCUGCUUCAUCCGUGCUGUAAAUGUGCUGAUGUCACAUCCGUGAAAGCACAAUAAAUGUCAUUGUUACUUUUCUUAAUAAACUUUUUGUCU
Molecule: messenger RNA, 2183 nt
Organism: Triplophysa rosa
Lineage: Eukaryota; Metazoa; Chordata; Actinopteri; Cypriniformes; Nemacheilidae
Gene: dnajc17
Product: DnaJ (Hsp40) homolog, subfamily C, member 17
Exons: 11
Coding region: 93-998 (301 amino acids)
Biological process (GO): spliceosomal complex disassembly
Cellular component (GO): spliceosomal complex
Molecular function (GO): RNA binding
Source: RefSeq, a predicted model, not a curated record